GUUUCUAAUAUUUCUUUUAAAAUAUGUCAAAUUGGAGUGUUGAAGCUAACAAAUUUUCUUAUUUCUAUGUAACCCACUUAAAUAUUUAUAACUUUCUACAAGCAUAUUUGUUUGUUCUUUACCUAUAACCAAUAUAAGUUUUAGAUUCUAUUUAAAUUUUAAGUAAUCAGGAAUAUAUUCACAGAAUUAUCGCGCAUCUCUAUUUAUUAGAGGUGUUUGUCGAAAAGAUAAGCUUAUUCGAUCAUAAUCUGUACAACACAACAUACAUACAUAGAUCGAAACAAUGUCGAAAUCCGAGGAGCUCACAUUUCGGCGUGCUAAAGUUGAUGAUAUAAAAGAUGUGCUAUCCAUGAUUCAAGAACUGGCCGACUUUGAGAAAAUGAGCGGUGGUCCGCAGCUUACCGAGGAGGAUCUUAAAAGGGAUGCAGGACUAACUGGGGGUCAAGAAUAUUGUGAAGUUUAUGUACUAAUAGACAACUUUACUAACCAGACAAUUGGCUACUCUAUUUGCUACAAGGCUUACUCUACUUGGCAGGGUCGCUACUUCUUCGUCGAGGACAUCUAUGUGCGCCCAGAGCACCGAAAGCGUGGUGCCGGAAAGCGAAUCUUUCUGGAGGUCUCCGCCCGAGCAGUAGAGCUCCAAUGCCCGCGCCUGGAAUUCAAUGUUCUAGAGUGGAACCCAGCCCGCCAAUUCUACGAACGCCUUGGAGCCGUGGAUUUGACAGCCAAAGAAGGCUGGCACUACUACCGCGUUGAAGGACAGCAGCUGACAAAAUUGGCUAAGGAUCUGGCUGCUUACAAAUCUUGAUGGUAUUUUCUAUUUUCACUUCUUUAUAUUAGAAAGAUAAAUAAUUAAUAAUACUUGACCGUGGGCCUUAUGUAUAUGCUACGAGUACAU
Drosophila rhopaloa is the source of this 898-nucleotide messenger RNA. Its product is annotated as thialysine N-epsilon-acetyltransferase. Gene Ontology annotation, molecular function: N-acetyltransferase activity. The transcript has 4 exons. The coding region runs from base 284 to 808 and encodes 174 amino acids. The record is from RefSeq and is a predicted model, not a curated record. NCBI's taxonomy places the organism in Eukaryota, Metazoa, Arthropoda, Insecta, Diptera, Drosophilidae.